Messenger RNA from Juglans microcarpa x Juglans regia, 1512 nucleotides. Its product is annotated as leucoanthocyanidin reductase-like. The transcript has 5 exons. Gene Ontology annotation, molecular function: oxidoreductase activity. Lineage: Eukaryota; Viridiplantae; Streptophyta; Magnoliopsida; Fagales; Juglandaceae. The coding region runs from base 190 to 1257 and encodes 355 amino acids. The record is from RefSeq and is a predicted model, not a curated record.
CACACCCCAUACGGCACUUUACACGAAUUGCAGAGAAUUAAAGCCUUUGUCACUGUUCUCGUCUUCCUCUUUAAUUUGCUCUCUCUUUACUCUGCCAACCGAGGAAACUGCUUCUUCUUUAAAAAAACAAAAACAAAGAUUUGGUUGGAUAAAAAGCAUAUAUUCUGGGUAUUAUCUGCAUAAACUAACAUGACUAUGACACGGCUGCCUUCUUCUGUUUCCACAACCAAGCUAGCCAAGGUCGGUCGUCUCCUCAUCGUCGGAGCAGCAGGUUUCAUCGGCCAGUUCGUCGCAGAAGCCAGCCUAGACGCCGGCCUACCCACCUAUGUUCUCGUCCGUCCGGGCCUCUGUUUUCCUUCUUCUAAGACCCACACUAUCAAGUCUCUCCAAGACAAAGGCGCCAUUAUCUUGCAUGGACUGAUUAAUGAGAAGGAAUCCAUAGAGAAAAUACUAAAAGAGAAUGAAAUUGAUAUAGUAAUAUCAGCCGUGGGAGGUGGAAAUAUACUGGACCAGCUCUGCUUGAUCGAGGCCAUCAAAAGCGUUGGUACCGUUAAGAGAUUUCUGCCAUCAGAGUUCGGGCACGACGUGGACAGGGCUGAGCCGGUGGAGCCAGGGCUGACUAUGUACAAGGCGAAGCAGAGAGUGAGGCGUUUGGUGGAGGAGUCCAAUGUCCCUUACACUUACAUCUGUUGCAACUCUAUUGCUUCUUGGCCCUACUACGACAACACCCACCCUUCUGAGGUUCUUCCUCCUUUGGAUCGUUUCCAAAUCUACGGUGACGGUAGUGUCAAAGCUUUCUUUGUUGCUGGCACUGACAUUGGUAAAUUUACAAUGAAAACUGUUGAUGACAUUCGAACCCUCAACAAGUGUGUGCAUUUUCGACCUACCUCCAACUUCUACAACAUCAAUCAGCUUGCAUCUUUAUGGGAGAAAAAGAUUGGAAAGACUCUCCCUCGAGUCACCGUCACUGAAUCUGACCUUCUUGCUGCAGCUGCAGAGAAUUGUAUUCCUCAGAGUAUUGUGGCAUCGUUCACGCAUGAUAUAUUCAUAAAGGGUUGUCAGAUAAAUUUCACAAUCGAUAGCCCUCAAGAUGUUGAAGUGAACACUCUCUAUCCAGAUGAAACUUUUCGAACCUUGGAUGAAUGCUUCAAUGACUUUCUUCUCAAAGUAGACCCAAAAUCUAUGAGCAACAACGAGACUCCUACUGCCAAAAGUCCUAUGGUUGAACCUAUGACAAUUACUGCAACAUGUGCUUGAUCAUACCACAAGAACACGAGGGUAAUUAAACUGCAAAGCAAUGGGAGAUCUUGUUCUUUAUUUCUUUUCUUUUCUUUUUUGUAGGGGGGAGGUGCUAAUUGCUAAGAAUUAGUUGAAAAAAUUGGGAAUUCAAUUUGCCUAUCACAUUGUAUCAUGAAUUCCUUGUCAUUUGUUGAAGGAUCUCGAUCGCGAUGGCUUGUAGCUACGUGUGUAUAAGCCUCGUGAUCAUAUGUAAGUAAUUUCUUUUGCCUGCAA